Medicago truncatula (barrel medic) is the source of this 1036-nucleotide messenger RNA. RefSeq names its product calcium load-activated calcium channel. The transcript has 2 exons. NCBI's taxonomy places the organism in Eukaryota, Viridiplantae, Streptophyta, Magnoliopsida, Fabales, Fabaceae. The record is from RefSeq and is a predicted model, not a curated record. Gene Ontology annotation, biological process: endoplasmic reticulum calcium ion homeostasis. Gene Ontology annotation, cellular component: endoplasmic reticulum membrane; cytoplasm. Gene Ontology annotation, molecular function: calcium channel activity. The coding region runs from base 289 to 858 and encodes 189 amino acids.
UAUUCCUAAAAAAUAACAAAUUAUUUUAGAGAUAAACGAGUAUACCUUGAUUCAGAUUCACUCACUCUGGUUAGUGCAAUCAAUUCAGAACCCUAAUCAGAGAUUUGAAGAACCAAAACCCAUCACCGUCUUCGUCAACUCUUUCUCCCAUCGUGAAUCGCUGAGCUGUGAACGCACGCGCCUUGGCUUCGUUCACUUUCUGCGAUUCCUCAAGGUUUUGGAAGUUCAAACAAUUCUGAUCAAGAUCCAAGUUUGCUGUCUUUGUUUCUAGAUUUCUCUUUACCAUCCAUGGCAUAUCCCUUCUCAGAUUUCAAGUACUCCGAUGGCCUCACUGUAGUGGGUAUCUCCUUCUGUACAGCUAUUGUUUGUGAGGCCAUCUCAUGGGUUCUCAUUUACCGCACAAAUUCUUACAAGAACCUUCGGUCCUCUAUCGACAAAGCUUCCAAGAAACUUGAGACUAUGAAGACAGACAGCAACAAAAUCAACAUUAAGAAGUCGAAGACCAAAAAAAUUGACCGUGUUGAGACUAGCCUCAAAGAAUCUAGCCGUGACUUGUCUCUCUUCAAGUUUAAAUCCGGUGGUGUGGUUGCUCUGGUUCUCUUUGUGGUAUUUGGGCUGCUCAAUUCGCUAUUUGAAGGCAAGGUAGUUGCCAAAUUGCCAUUCAAGCCUUUUGGGCUUGUUAUGAAGAUGAGCCAUCGAGGAUUGCAAGGUAAUGAUCCCACUGAUUGUUCCAUGGCAUUUCUAUACUUCUUGUGUUCCAUUAGUAUCAGAACAAAUUUGCAGAAGUUCUUGGGUUUUGCACCGCCAAGGGGUGCAGGUGCUGGUCUCUUUCCAAUGCCAGACCCAAAGACCAGUUGAUCUAGUUCUGUUAUGUUAAACAUUUUAUCUCGCUAUUUUUAGGUUGAUGUUAAUCUGUAACUGCAUAACUUCAAUCAUUUAUAUUUUAUUCCUUUCUCUUAGGGAGACCAGCAUGAUUUUAAUUGUUAUAACUGAUAAGUCAAUUUAAGUUUUAUGAUGGUUAUUUGGUUGUUUUUAA